Messenger RNA from Abrus precatorius (Indian licorice), 267 nucleotides. RefSeq lists its product as uncharacterized. Bases 1 to 267 code for a protein of 88 amino acids. NCBI's taxonomy places the organism in Eukaryota, Viridiplantae, Streptophyta, Magnoliopsida, Fabales, Fabaceae. The transcript has a single exon. The record is from RefSeq and is a predicted model, not a curated record.
AUGAGUUCAAGUAGCAGAGCUUGGAGUGUGGCGGCUAGUGUUGGAGUUGUGGAGGCCUUGAAGGACCAGGGUCUCUGCAGAUGGAAUUCGGCUUUCAAGUCAGCUCAACGACGUGUUCAAAGCCAUGUUAGAUCGUUGUCACAGGCAAAGAAGCUCUCUUCUUCCUCUUCUGCUAUACUUUCUAACAGACUAAAUGGAGAGAAGGUGAAGCAAUCAGAAGAAUCCUUAAGGACAGUCAUGUACUUAAGCUGCUGGGGUCCAAACUGA